Cyclopterus lumpus (lumpfish) is the source of this 3793-nucleotide messenger RNA. RefSeq names its product inter-alpha-trypsin inhibitor heavy chain H3-like. The record is from RefSeq and is a predicted model, not a curated record. Bases 44 to 2884 code for a protein of 946 amino acids. Gene Ontology annotation, molecular function: serine-type endopeptidase inhibitor activity. NCBI's taxonomy places the organism in Eukaryota, Metazoa, Chordata, Actinopteri, Perciformes, Cyclopteridae. Gene Ontology annotation, biological process: hyaluronan metabolic process. The transcript is spliced from 22 exons.
GUUUUCAGCCUUCCCGGGGAAGAGGCGACACUGUUGCCCAGCCAUGCCCGCGCCGUGGAGAGUCAUGCUGCUGUGGAUGUGUGUGUGCCUCGCGCUUCCAGCUCAGGCGCGUGGAGCUCUGGUCGUUUCUCGCAGAAACGCUCUGACGGAGGAAACCAAAGAAGCUUUGGGCCCCAGGUCAAUAACGAAAAGAAGCACAAGCUCUGUAAAUAUGGUGGAGGUGUACAGCGUGAAAGUGGACUGCACAGUGAUGUCUCGAUUCGCCCACACCGUCAUGACCUCCAGGGCUCUGAACAAGGCAAACUCCUCCCAGGAAAUCUUCUUCGACGUGGAGCUGCCCAAGACGGCCUUGAUCGUCAACUUCAGCAUGCAAAUUGAUGGUGAGGUUUAUGUUGGGGAGGUGAAGGAGAAAGAGAAAGCCAAGAAACAGUAUGAGAAGGCUGUUUCCUCUGGACAGACUGCUGGACUGGUCAAAGUUUCUGGAAGGAAGAUGGAGACGUUUUCAGUGUCUGUCAACAUUGCAGCCAAAAGCAACGUGACUUUCAUUCUGACCUACGAGGAGCUCCUUCAGAGGAAACUGGGCCAGUAUGAGAUCCUGACUCGAGUUAAACCCAAACAACCAGUGCAGGAGUUUCAGAUUGUGGCAAACAUCUAUGAGGCUCAAGGCAUUGCUUUUGUUGAGGCCACUGCAACCUUCCUCUCCAAUGAGCUGCUCCCCCUGGUGGAUAAAACCAUCUCAGACAACAAGGCACACAUCUCUUUCUCACCAACGCUGGAGCAGCAGAGGAAAUGUCCAGGAUGUGAAGGAACGAUAAUUGAUGGAGAUUUCAUCAUCAAGUACGAUGUGAAACAAAAAGAGGGACUCGGGGAACUUCAGAUUGUGAACGGAUACUUUGUGCACUUCUUCGCUCCUCCUGACCUGCCCAGAGUCCCAAAGAAUGUGGUGUUUGUGAUUGACAGGAGCGGAUCAAUGAGUGGAAGUAAGAUUGCACAGACCCGCUAUGCGCUGGUGGCCAUUCUGAAUGACCUCCACGAAGAGGACCACUUUGCUCUGAUCCUAUUUGAUGAUAAAAUCACCACCUGGAAGGAGUCUCUGACCAAAGCAACACACAGAUAUGUGACUGAAGCCAUUGCCUACAUCAGGAAACUAAAAGACAAAGGAAGCACCAAUAUCAAUGACGCUGUUCUGAAGGCAGUAAACAUGCUGGAGAAAGAAAGACGAGAUAAGAACCUUCUAGAGAGGCGUGCGGACAUGAUUAUUUUACUGACUGAUGGGAUGCCAAACAGCGGGGAGUCCAACCUGAAGACCAUUCAGGAGAAUGUGCGCUCUGCUAUUGGGGGGAAGAUGACUCUGUUCUCUCUUGGAUUCGGAAAUGAUGUGGAUUACUCCUUCCUGGAUGUGAUGUCCAGACAAAACAAAGGAGCAGCCCGCCGGAUCUUUGAGGGUUCAGAUGCAGCCGUUCAACUCAAGGGUUUCUAUGAGGAGGUGGCCAGCCCUCUUCUCUUGGAGGUAGACCUGCGUUAUCCUGAACAAGCGGUGGUUUCCGUGACCAAAAACCACUACAGCCAGUUGUUUAAUGGCUCGGAGAUCGUGGUGGCCGGUCGGCUGACUGACAGUGACAUGGAUAACUUCGUGGUGGAGGUGUUUGCCCAGGGGCCUGAGGAGGACUUCCAGGUGCAGGGAAAGGCCAGUGUGGUAAACUUGGAUGUGAUCUACCCAGACCAGGAGUACAUCUUUGGAGAUUUUUCAGAGCGUCUUUGGGCCUACCUCACUAUCCAACAGCUACUGGAGAACAGUGACAUUGGUACUCAGCAAGAGAAAGACAAUGCGACAGCCAAGGCCCUGGACUUGUCCCUGAGAUACAACUUUGUCACCCCUCUCACCUCCAUGGUGGUCACCAAGCCUGAAACUGAGGACGGACCAGUCAGCCCUCUCAUCGCUGAUAAACUGACUGAGGACCAGCGACAGAAAGCAGAGAGAAAAAGUGGUUUCUCUGCCCUUGGUGGCAGUUCCAAGAGGGUUAGCAGCUCCCCAGUUAGCAUCUUGCGGGGUAGCAGCUCUCCAGUUAGCAAAUCGCCGAGUAGCAGCUCCCGGGGUAUCAGCUCCCGGGGUGGCAGCUCCCGUAGCCAAUCAGAUGUGGACGGAGAUCCUCACUUCAUGAUAGAGCUGCCAGGUAGAGAUGACGCUCUAUGCUUCAACAUCAACGACAAACCAGGAACCAUUCUCAACCUGGUUCGAGACCCAAAAUCUGGCUUUGUGGUGAACGGCCAGAUUAUUGGCAAGAAGAAAAUCGUUCAGGAUGGUAACAACCACACCUACUUUGGUCGUUUUGGUAUCAUCCACCAGAAACUUGGACUGAGGCUAGAGUUGAGCACUCGGGACAUCUUAGUCUUCCACGAGGGCAAGCAGAUAAAGCUGCUAUGGUCUGAUACGGCCUCUAUCAAAGGAAGGAAUGUGGACUUCAGGUUAACGAAGGACUGCAGCCUGACAGUGACGCUGAGGCACUCGGUCAGAUUUAUGGUCAUCAGACACACAAAGGUUUGGAAGAGACGCCACGAACAACAAGACUACCUGGGUUUCUACACCCUGGACAGCCACCACUUGUCUGCCUCUGUUCAUGGUCUUCUAGGUCAGUUCUACCAUGGGGUUGAGUUUGAGGUGACACAACUGCAUCCAGGUGAGGUCCAGGAGAAAACAGAUGCCACCAUGUAUGUGAAGGGACAAAUACUCAACGUGACCAGACACUGGCAGAAGGACUUCAGCAGGGAUGUGAAGAAUGGAGAAAAUAUUCCCUGUUGGUUUUUUAACAAUGAUGGAGUCGGCCUCAUUGAUGGAAGAGCCUCGGACUACACCGUGUCGGGGCUUUUUAAGGCUGCUUUUUGAAUCUUGAACACUCAAAAUCUCCGUGGCAAUGCACUGGGGCCACAUUAUUGUGGUUAGAAUCACUUGUUAUAGUGAGUUGGUGUGUCUUCAUUCAAACAUUACACACAUGCCGAAACAAACAUUAUAAAAACCAAGAGAAUUACAUUUGUAGAUAUAUAGUGGUACACAAUUCAUGAUUAUAGAACUCUAAACUAAACAUUACUCACAAAAAAUUACAAUAUUACUAAUAAUGUCUGCGGUUUAUGAAAGUUAGAAUGCUGGCCGAUGGAUUUACUGAUGACGUAAAUAAUAUGGUAGAGCUUUCCAAUAUUAGGCUGUAUUGAAAUUAUACAAGUCUGCAUAUUUCACAUACCAACAUAACUUCUCUCCGCUUCUUUCCAAUUAAAUCAAUAUUUAAAUGUUUACAGUUGGAUAUUCUUGCUCAGCCCAGCAUAUUUGGGUUUAAUGUAUUUGCACUUGGGUUCAUUUCGAGGUAAUAUGUACACGUAUACAUGACCUCGGCCACAACUGCAGCACUUGUGUUUCGCCUCACUCUUUGCUUUGGGAGCUGCGCUUUAAUUCACAAAAAUACUGCCCUGUGUGACUGUAGUGUUGCCUCAAAAAAGAGGGCACCUCACUGGUGUAAAACUCCAGCCACAUAGUUGAGGACUAUAGCAAUUCACGUUGCAGGAAAUUGAAAAAAUUAGUCAGUCUGAAACCUUUAGUGACACUGUUUGCAUUAUGUUCAUUAAUAUUCCUUAUAUGUAUGCAUUCCAAUGUAUUUAAGGUGGAACAAUCAUUUUUGAAAGAGACAAUAAUCAAUAAGUCACAUUUGACUGCUAUGUACUCACAUUUACUCCUGGCACAGCUAUGCAAGAAGCAUUAAUUUCAAUAUAUUUAAUCUGGAUUGCGUGCUUCAAGGAAUAUGUC